Symbiodinium sp. CCMP2592 is the source of this 1344-nucleotide messenger RNA. Lineage: Eukaryota; Dinophyceae; Suessiales; Symbiodiniaceae. The record is from the annotation of a GenBank genome assembly.
AUGGCAGUCAUGCAAUGGAAUGCCGAAAGCGAUGGGUCUUGCCGUUUGCAGGAUCCAAUUUUCGAGUCCGGUAACGUCUCGGAGGCUCCUUUGAAGCUGGAGGAUACAAUUUUGAGUGGAGAUGUCAGCACGGCGCCGGAGUCGACCGACUUGCUCAUCGUGGGAGCUGGGCUCUCUGGUGCGGUCUUGGCCGAGCGUUGCAGCAAGGAGCUGGGCAUGACUUCCUUGAUCAUCGAUAAGAGAGAUCACAUCGGCGGCAACUGCAAGGGCCUCGGCUACGACUAUGAGCCGGGCUUAGCUGUUUGCACGUUGCAAGAGCGAGUCGAUUCGAACGGAAUCCGCUGCUCCAAGUACGGUGCACACCUAUUCCACACGCAGUUCGAGCGGGUUUGGGAAUACGUGUCCAACUUUUCGGAGUGGAUCCCCUUCGAUCACCGUGUGAAGGGUUUGGUGGAAGACAAGGCCGGCGUCAAGCGACUGACUGUAAAUACCCUCUUCGAGGAGAGCGUGUGCAGCGAGGCUGACAUGCAGGCCUGGUAUGACAAGGAGCGGCUGCCUCCUCCGGGUGGAGAGCCCAAAAAUGGGGAGGAAGCUGCGCUCAGCCGUGUUGGGCCAAGGCUCUUCGAGAAAGUGUUUAAGCACUACACCAAGAAGCAGUGGGACCGGACAAAUACCCUGCUGAGCUGGACGCAAGCGUGCCCGGUUGCGGAGAGCUCCGUUGAACGAGACGAGAAAUCAGCAGCAAUUCGCUUGAGGCUCAGGGAUCCGAACAUCAGCAUCCGGCUGAACUGUGACUUCUUUCAGUUGAAGGAGGCCGGCAGACUGCCGAAGCACAAGCUGCUUGUGUACACAGGUCAGAUUGAUAGUUACUACUCAGCGCUGGGAAUGCCAAAGCUGGAAUACCGAUCCCUGCGCUUCGAGGAGGAGUUCGUCCCUGAGCCGGACGGCGGCUUUUUCCAAGAGGCCAUGGUGGUCAACCACCCCUCGCCGGACGUGCCCUUCACACGCAUUGUAGAGUACAAACACGUCCCGAACCAGCCGCAGGAGGUGAAAGACGGCAAGGUCAAGGGGACUCUCAUCGCCAGAGAAUACUCCUCUGCAGAAGGGGAGCCGUACUACCCAGUGCCAAACCCUGCCAACAGGGCGCUCUAUGAGAAAUAUGCAGACCUCGCGGCGCGCGAGGAGGGGGUGGCAUUUGUGGGACGCCUGGCGUCGUACAAGUACUUCAACAUGGACCAGGCCAUUCUGAAUGCGCUGGAAAUGUUUGACAAUCUGAAGGAGACCGGCAAGUUAGAGCCCAAGCGGAAACCUGAAGAUUUCGGUCCGGGUGAUGGCCCGAAGUAG